UUGAUUUGUUUAUGCAGAAAUGUAUCCGAAAAGAGAAAGUGAAAGUGGCGACUUAGGACUUGAGGAAGUGCAAGUGCAUGAAGUAUGAAAGUGAGAAAAAGAAAGUCAAACAGUUUUACUCCUCUUUAACCGUCUUCGUUAAAUUUGUUUCCAGGUUUUUACUCUAAGAUUACUUGGAUAUUUUGUUGCCGUUCCAUCUUUACGAUGGAGAACACAAUGGAUGCAGUAUUUGAUGCAUCAAUGUCUCUCGUCGGAGAAUUCAGCAACUUCGAUGGGAACACAGACGACAGAAAUAAACUGAUCUGGUCCUUCCUAGAAAAAAUACACCGUGAUAAAAAUCUGGAUAAAGUUUCAGAUUUUCGAAAUGGCUUAGAAUGGAUGAACACAACACAGCCUUUAUCUCUUCACAAGGACUUAACAGGGAAAAUAAUUAUUUUGGAUUUUUUUACGUAUUGUUGCAUAAAUUGUAUGCAUAUUUUACCUGACCUCAAAGCUCUUGAGAAUGCAUUUCCAGUUGAGAGAGGGCUUGUUGUUAUUGGUGUUCACAGUGCAAAGUUUGCAAAUGAGCGUAAUACUCAGAACAUUGUCGAUGCUGUCCAGAGGUAUGAAAUAUCCCAUCCAGUGGUGAAUGACAACGGGGAACAAAUGUGGCAUCAUCUAUGUGUUAACUGCUGGCCAACUCUCAUCGUCAUCGCUCCAGAUCUUCGUCCACUACUUGUGCUGCAGGGAGAGGGGCACCGUGCUCUUCUGUUUGCCUUGAUUGAGAAAGCUGUUGAGUUCUAUACUAAAGAGGGUAUUCUAUCAAAUCAUAGACUUACUCAAAUUCAAAUCACCAAAUCAUUCAAUGCCUCCAAGUUGUCUUACCCUGGAAAAAUUGCCACUCACGAAAACAGUGUCACUUUUUCCGACUCUGGUAAUCAUCGAAUCAUCCUCAUCCAGAAAUUUGGUUCAGCAGAGGAAAAAAUCCUCACAAUCGGUGGCAUUGUCAGUGGCUUUAAGGACGGAUCCUUCUUAGAUGCAAGAUUUCACUCUCCACAGGGUGUAGCUUUUUUGGAUGAUAAUACUAUAAUUGUUGCUGACACCGAAAAUCAUGCUCUCAGAAAGAUUGAUCUGAAAUGCAACAAAGUUGAGACUCUCUCAGGCACUGGUGCUCAGGGAUUUAACAGAAUAGGCGGUAAAAAGGGCACCAACCAAAUCCUCUCUUCCCCGUGGGACGUUUGUAUAAAUUCAGAAAAAACAAUUGUUUUCAUCGCGAUGGCAGGUUUACAUCAAAUUUGGGCGUACUUUCUAGCAGAUACGUCAUUGUGGGGCAGGUCAUACAGUCAAGGAGUCUGUGCUGCAGUUGCUGGAAACGGGAAAGAAGAAAAUCGCAACAACCUCUACCCAAUGUCAAGUGCUUUUGCUCAGCCAUCUGGCAUAUGUAUUUCGGAAGAAAUAAAUGCCAUGUUUAUUGCAGACAGUGAAAGUUCAUCCAUUCGAGCUAUCGAACUUGGAAGUGGCAAAGUGAAGGCAGUGGUUGGAGGCGCCAGAGAUCCGCACAAUUUAUUUGCGUUCGGUGAUACUGAUGGAGUUGGCACAACGGCACAGUUACAACAUCCUCUAGGAGUGACGUGGAAUCAAAAUAAUCAAAAGUUAUAUGUAGCAGAUACAUACAACCACAAAAUUAAGGAAAUUAAUGUCAAAGAAAAUAGUGCUCGGACUUUAAAAGUUGAUCAAACUCUGAAAGAGCCUACUGGAUUGUGCUGUUUCGGGCAGAAAAUGCUCAUCGCAGAUACAAACAAUCAUCGAAUUCUAAAGUAUGAUCCUGAGUCUGGAAAAACUGAGAUUGUUAAUAUCAAACUGGAGGCCUGCAAGCCCAGCGCUAAAUGUAAAAACAUUGUGAAGCAAGACAAAAUCUCGCUAAGUCCCAAAGGUGGCUCUCUCAAAAUGAACUUAUCCGUGAUUUUACCUAACGGCUGUUCAAUUACAAAAAAAGCUCCAUCUAAAUGGCUUCUAUCUCCCCCUGAUACAUGGAAAACCAUUAAAGCCGGGUCUGAAGAAUUUCAACUGAAGGAACAAUUUGAGUUUCAGGUGCCAGAACAGAACACAGAGAUUAAAAGCUCAAACUUAACUGCCCAAGUGCCUUUGAUUAUAGAAUGCUUUGUCUAUUAUUGUACUCCAACAUCAACUUGUUCGCAGCAUGAAUUUUCUAUUCUGCUGGAAGUAUCCUAUGAGGAAGAAGCAAGUUCAAACGCCUCAUAUGAUUUCAGUCACAGUAUAAUUUCGUAACGUCACUUCAGUCAAUCCAACGAUUAUUAAAAUAUAAUGGCUAGGGCUUUAUAAGUUGCAAUUUUUUGAUAGAUAUGUUUUGCUUUGAGAGUAUUCUCAAAAGUGAUGAGCUUUUAGAACUUGAUGAAUACAGAGGGCUGAGGAACAAUACUCCAUACCUAAUUGAUCAUUCCGGCAAGGAUGAGUUGGUGACUUAGCGACGUUCCAAAGUAUAAAAUAUCCCGGCUGAUGUUUUUAGUUUUUUCCAAUUUCGCAUGAGGGCGCUGUAAUGUAUACAAAACACAACACCUGGAGUCUGACACUCUAAAUAAAAAAAUAAAAAUUGCAAAUCCAACCUCAAAAUUACAAAAGUGGUGAAGUUUUUCUUCGUCCUGUAAAAUCGUCAGUUUUCAGAUAGGCGGCACUCUUCCUUAGCCAUUGAAAUUAUUUUUGCGCUAUGCAGGAUGUCCAUUGCUUAAAUUGCACAGGCUGGACCAACAAGAUUUUGCAACUCAAGAAAGGGUCAUAUUCAUAGUCAAGUGGUGAAGUUUUUCUUCGUCCUGUAAAAUUGUCAGUUUUCAGAGAGGUGGUACUGUUCCUUAGCCAUUGAAAUUAUUUUUGCGCUAUGCAGGAUGUCCAUUACUUAAAUUGCACAGGCUGGAUCAACAAGAUUUUGCAACUUAAGAAAGGGUCAUAUUCAUAGUCAAGUGGUGAAGUUUUUCUUCGUCCUGUAAAAUUGUCAGUUUUCAGAUAAGUGGUACUGUUCCUUAGCCAUUGAAAUUAUUUUUGCGCUAUGCAGGAUGUCCAUUACUUAAAUUGCACAGGCUGGAUCAACAAGAUUUUGCAACUUAAGAAAGGGUCAUAUUCAUAGUCGUUCCAUAAACAUUAAGGCCUUUACAAGUCGUAGGGAUUGCAUCGGUUAAGGAUGCUGUAAUGUUUGAGAGACGACUAUGAAUGUGACCCUAACCCUUCGUAUUUUGAGUUUUAAGGUAUAUAGAGCGCAAGGCAUGCAAGUUGAUGACACAACAAUCGGUCAAGGAAUUCCAACCUAGUUCCUUUGAUGGAUCGUCGCACAUUGUCGCAAACUUGCACGCCUUGAGUGCUGUACCUGUAGCUCACCAAGAUUUCAUUAAAGUGAAAAAAGUUCCUAAUAAACAAUCGAUGCAACCUCCUAAGUGACACUGUUAGUUUUUACGAAAUUCUGCAUUUCUUUUAAGUACCUAUCCAAUCAAGGCAUGCCUUUCUCUCAAGUGAAAGCUUCUGUACUUAAUCAUUUACUAAUACUUAAAAUGGUUGUAAACCUCAUGAAGGGAAUGUGCAAAGCAUGAAAAAAACCAAACGUUCAAUAAUAGUAGUUUUUAUAAGUUAUUUUUUUUAUAUUUUAUUGAUUGAUAUUGUUAAAUUAUUACAGUUUAUACUUUGAACUGAUGAUGGAAACAUGAGUUAACAAGAACUUACUAAGAAAACACAAAUAUAUUUUCAUUGAAUUAACAA
This is a messenger RNA of Bemisia tabaci, 3741 nucleotides long. RefSeq names its product NHL repeat-containing protein 2. The record is from RefSeq and is a predicted model, not a curated record. NCBI's taxonomy places the organism in Eukaryota, Metazoa, Arthropoda, Insecta, Hemiptera, Aleyrodidae. Gene Ontology annotation, molecular function: protein binding.